This is a messenger RNA of Centropristis striata (black sea bass), 3286 nucleotides long. Its product is annotated as monocarboxylate transporter 9-like. Gene Ontology annotation, molecular function: monocarboxylic acid transmembrane transporter activity. The coding region runs from base 377 to 1879 and encodes 500 amino acids. The record is from RefSeq and is a predicted model, not a curated record. NCBI's taxonomy places the organism in Eukaryota, Metazoa, Chordata, Actinopteri, Perciformes, Serranidae. Gene Ontology annotation, biological process: transmembrane transport; monocarboxylic acid transport. The transcript is spliced from 6 exons.
GCAAGAGGAAGCAGCGCUUUUCCUCCUGUAGCUGCGUUCAAGCUGCUGCUGGACCAGCAAGAACAGCUUUGAACCGGUUUUGUCGCCGGCUACAAAGCAGUAUGAGCGGAUGCUCAAUGCGCAUUGUUGAAGCAGAGUGCUCUUUGGACACACGGGCAUCCUAGAAACCAUCUACGACGUGUACGAUGUUUUCUCGUUGAUGUCAUUUGUUAUGGUUUUGUAAGACGGGCGUUUUAAUAGGAAAACAUCCUACAUGGAAAGUUCCCGUAGAGCGCGCAGCUCUGCAGGGUCCUGCUGCUGUUUUUGUUGAUGCUGAGGAAUCCCUUCUCUGUCAGCGCUGUAGCAGAACCCAAAGGGCAGCAGUAACAUCAGCAUCAUGGCUCCAUCUACUGAAGUGCUGGAUGGAGGCUGGGGAUGGGCGAUUGUUGUGGCCUCCUUCAUGGCCCAGCUCCUGGCGUACGGAUCACCCCAGUCGGUGGGCGUCCUGUACCCCGAGUGGCUGCAUGCCUUCCAGGAGGGCAAAGGCAUGACGGCCUGGGUGGGCUCCCUUGUGGCUGGAGUGGGACUAAUAGCCAGUCCUGUCUGCAGUGCCUGUGUGGACAACUUUGGGGCUCGUCCCGUGACCAUCUUCAGUGGCGUAAUGGUGGCGGGUGGCCUGAUGCUCAGUGCCUUUGCUCCAAAUGUCCAGUUCCUCAUCUUUUCCUAUGGGAUCGUGGUUGGCCUGGGUUGUGGUCUCGUCUACGCAGCAACGUUGACAAUCACCUGUCAAUAUUUUGACAAGAGACGUGGCCUCGCCCUUGGCAUAGUCACCACAGGUACAAGUGUUGGAGCGUUCAUCUACGCCUCCGCUCAGAACGAGCUGAUCGUGUUGUACGGCCUGGACGGCUGCCUGCUAAUCAUCGGAGCUGUAGCACUAAACCUCAUGGCCUGCGCCGGCUUCAUGAGGCCCCUUAACAUGCCAGGGUACUACCUCAAACAGAAGGCCGCGCUGGAACGCAACACAGAGGAGCAGCUUUUCGAGAAGCCCCCGCUGGAUGACUUGAAGAUUACAACAGGUUCCACCACAACAACUCCAGAGAAAGCUCUGACAGUGAAGGAGUUGCUCAUCACCAUCGAUGCCAAAGACUUGGCCAUUCAGUCGGAGAAGAAGAAAGGCAGCUUCCUGGCUGGUUUAUCCAUCAUGAAAGUCAUCAAGAAGAAGCAGCAGGCUUACUCCAAGUACAUGCAGUCCAUGUAUGAGAUCCUGCAGGACCAAGCUAUGGUAGCCAUCUGUAUCGCUGUAUUCCUGUUCAGCCUGGGGGCGUUCCCUCCUGUGCUCUUCAUAGAGGAUGUGGCGCAGAGUGAAGGACUCAUUGAAGAAGUUAGUGUCAUUCCUCUGGUAUCAAUAGGGGCCAUCGCAACUUGUGUGGGUAAACUAGCGCUGGGAAUGCUGGUGGACAUCAAGUGGAUUAACGGCAUCUAUCUGUAUGGCUUCACCAUGAUUGCGGGAGGUGUGGCACUACUCCUUAUCCCUCUGACAAAGAGUUAUCUGGGACUGCAAAUCCUGUCUGUCGUCCUGGGUUUCUUCUCUGGAAACUGGUCUCUCACCUCCUACAUUACCACUCAGAUUGUCGGCUUAGAAAGACUGACACAAGCCCACGGUAUCCUCAUGUUCUUCGGAGGAUUUGGGAUCAUGCUUGGACCCCCUGUUGUAGGGUGGUUCUUUGACUGGACGCAGUCAUAUGACUUGGCGUUCUACUUUAGCGGAGGCUGUGUGGAGCUGGGAGCAAUCAUUCUCUUUCUGCUGACCCUUCCCUGCUGGAACAGGAAGAACUCCGAUAGCAACAGACCAGACGUCCAUUACACAAGCAACUGUGAAAAAGUUGCCUCUGUAGCUUGAAUUAAACACCUUUCAUAAGGACUCAAAUCUCACCCCUAAUGCCCAGCAACUCUGCUGAUAAACUGUACCUGAACCACCUCUGGGAGGAAUUCUUUUCUUUGAAUUUACAGGAGUUUCCUCCUUAAUUCUGCUGCCAGGUUCUAAUAUACCAAAAUACUUGCCAGAGGUUUCGAAAUACAGGCCUUUUCCCUCUGUACCUUGCCUGCAUUUCUCAGGUUCAAACCAGAUACUGCAGAUAUUUUUAAAGGUUUGACUUUGAUGCCUCUGAUUUUUUUUUUAAAUUAUUGCCUCAUUUUACGAGGUCAACUGAACAAUAUCGUUCAACUCCCAAAUUCUACAUUGUGUUUAUGUAGACACUGGUUUUCACUUUACUGUAGCAUGGUGCCGUUCAUAAUACCUGGGCGAGAAGAAAAUGUUGUUUAACACAGUAACAACAUUUAGAACCACUCUGCAAAUGCACAAAAAAAAUCUUACUGGAACAGAGAAUACAGGGAUUGGAAUGAGGGAGGGUGCGCUUUUUGAUAAUCGUAAUUUUAGCAACACAUUUUUUUAUUUUGGUUUUAUUAUAUAUCUUUAUUACACUACUAUGUAUCUUUCCAAAGCAUCAAUGAUAGUCAAUGCUUGUCAACACAUAAUGCCUGUUGGAACAAUACAAAAGCCUUGCUUUAUACAUUGAUCAUUUUUCAGUUCCACAUACCUCCUGUUUCUAGAUCAGAGACUUUUUAAAAAUAAGUUAUGCUGAUUUAAAAACAUGUAAAAAACACUGAAGAGAUCCUACUGUAUUUCCAACCCUAACAGCAUGUUGAUUCUCUGUGUGGCAUGAUGAUCAUGGCCUCUGCUGGCACCAGGCUGGUCCUUUUCCAUCAUCGUUGUGAGUGGUAUAUGUUUAUGUGUACGCAGUGUGUGUGUAUGUGUCUGCGCACGCAUGUUCGUAUAUGUGCACAGGUUUGUGUGUGUGUGCAUUGUUUGAUAAACUUUUGUAUUAGCACUAGUUUGUAAAGUCCUAUGUGCUAGUGACUUUUAUAUGCACAAUACCGGCCAUAGGGCUGUAAAAACUGUUCUUGUUUAAGUUGGAAGUUGAUUAUUGUGAUCAUAAUUGUAAUGAAGCAUUGCAAUAGGCUUUUAGAAUAACUUGAAUGUUGUUAAAUACACCACUCCAAAUGUAUUUUUGAUAGUUCCAGUUUCAGGCAUAAGGGUAAAUCUGGGACGAUAGCGUUUGCUUUUCGUGUUUGUAGAGGGUAUUCACAAAGUGCAGAUGAGGUACAUUUAGUACUGAACUAGAUGAAACAAUAUGUUUGGCUGUCACCUUUCAGCCACUCUUAUUUUGUAUGUCAGUAUUACAAUAUUUAUGUUGGUUAUUGUUUUAUUAUAUCUUUUUAUUUAAAAAGUGCCAAUAAAAAAUAUUUG